AUGCGCAACUGGUCGACCAUCGACGAGCGCGGCUCGAUGCGCGCAGGGAGCGGCGGCGCUAUGGGAUGCGACUGGCAGCGCGAGUGGAACGACGUGCAGGCGGUGUGCCGCCACCUCGGCAACAUGCCCGUGGAGAUGGUGGACCUAUCGCGCGAGUACUGGCUCACCGUGUUUGAGCCGGCGCUGGAGCUGUGGCACGAUGGCUCCACACCCAACCCCGACGUGGAGUGCAACAGGUCCAUCAAGUUCGGCGCGCUCCGCGACCGCCUGGCCGCGAAGCACUCGGGCUGGCUCGCCACGGGGCACUAUGCGCGCGUCGCCUGGCGCCGCGACGCCGAGGGCCGGGCAUACCCGCUUGUGCGGCGUGCCGUCGACCGCCUCAAGGACCAGUCAUUUUUUCUUUCGUCGGUGCCGUCCGACCGCCUGACACAGACGCUCUUCCCGCUCGGAACGUACCUGAAAGCCGACGUGCGGCGCCUCGCCCACCAGAUGGGCCUGCCGACGGCCGACAAGGAUGAGAGUAUGGGCCUCUGCUUUGUCGGCGAGCGCGGCAGCAGCGCCCAUGCAUUUGCCCGGUUCCUCGAUAACUACGUCACAAGCGAGCCGGGCGACUUUGUCACUCCGGACGGCCGCGUCGUCGGCCGCCACUCCGGCCUACAUACCCUGACUAUUGGCCAGCGCGCCCGCAUACCCAGUGCGCCCCAGCGCUUCUUUGUCGCGAAAAAGGAGGCGGCGCAGCGCCGCAUCGUUGUGGUGCCGGACAAGACACAUCCGCUUCUCCAGUGCGUGUUCCUGCAUUCGCACACGUUCGUAUGGGCCCGCGACUUGCCGCGCUGGGAUGCCACGCUCCACGCACAGAUCCGCUACCGCCAGGACGCCGAGCCGUGCCGUGUGACGCCCCUCGCGGACGGCGGCGUCCAAGUCACGUUUGAGCACGGCAUCACGGCCGUGUCGCCAGGCCAAACCGUCGUCGUGUACGAGGGCGACCUCUGUGUGGGCAGCGGGACGAUUGAUCAUGUACAUACGAUGGGCGACUAG
Molecule: messenger RNA, 1038 nt
Organism: Malassezia sympodialis ATCC 42132
Lineage: Eukaryota; Fungi; Basidiomycota; Malasseziomycetes; Malasseziales; Malasseziaceae
Gene: SLM3
Product: tRNA-5-taurinomethyluridine 2-sulfurtransferase
Biological process (GO): tRNA wobble position uridine thiolation
Cellular component (GO): mitochondrion
Molecular function (GO): sulfurtransferase activity
Source: RefSeq, a predicted model, not a curated record